Molecule: messenger RNA, 708 nt
Organism: Aspergillus uvarum CBS 121591
Lineage: Eukaryota; Fungi; Ascomycota; Eurotiomycetes; Eurotiales; Aspergillaceae
Exons: 2
Coding region: 180-608 (142 amino acids)
Source: RefSeq, a predicted model, not a curated record
AUGUCAGUCUACAGAGCUCAACAAGAAUCGGAUUCAUCUCUUUUUCAACUUCGCAUUCCACACCUUGAUGUUAUAUUUCUUCUUUUCUGUCUACACCACACACAGCAAGAUGAAGCAAUUCAUGAGCUUGAGCUUGGCUGCUUGUCUGGUCGCUGGUGUUCUUGCCAUCCCAAUACCUGAUGUUGGUUCAGUCUCCACAAUUGAUGGCAAUACCAGUGACUGGAAGCGGGAUAACACUGAUGGCAACACCAGCGAUUGGAAGCGCAGGGACAACACUGUCGACGGCAACACCAGCGACUGGAAGCGUUCCGAUGAAUCUGUUGAUGGCAACACCAGCGAUUGGAAGCGUUCCGAUGAAUCUGUUGAUGGCAACACUAGCGAUUGGAAGCGUUCCGAUGAAUCUGUUGAUGGCAACACCAGCGACUGGAAGCGCAACGAGAACACUGUCCUCUGAAAACUCUUUGACUAGGACCAGCGGACGGCAACGAGAAGUAAAUCCUCGACAACAAAUCCAUUACUCUCGCCCAAAGACAAGUCCACGCAUUGAAAACACCAUACGCAAUCACAUAGUUCAAGACAAACACCACAAACGAAGUAGGCCAAUAUGAUAACGUCCUCUCCAUCAGCGAGAAGCCAAAACGUCAGAGACCGAGUUCUAGUCUAGUCAGUAAAGUUAAAAUGCACAAGAUAAAAUUCCCCAAUUGACUU